CAAGUCAGUGCCAGGGAGAGAUGCCUAUAGCUGCGGAGUGCCCCUGGCAUAUUGCAGCAGGAUGGAAGGUGAUGUGGAGGGGUAAGGGUUCUGUGCUGGUUAGAUCUGACAGCAGAGGCAGAUGCAGCAAGGCUCGCUCAUUGGCUGAUAGUCUGCACAUUGGGGGUAACAUGGAGUGAUACCUACAGCUAGUAACAGAAUGAGACAGCCACCGAACAGCUUCUCUUAUCUAUCUCUGCUUCUUCUCUGGGAAUGCGUUUUCAGUGAGCCUGGCUAUCUUCUCCUAAGACAGUCCCACCACACAGCUUUAAGCAAAUUUCCCAUCCAUGUGGACUUCAGUAUACAAGGCAACUACAGUUUAUCAACAAAUGUUUCGGUAAAUCUUCUGGAAGUCAAAAGAAACCAAAUAGUUACAAGUAAAGGGUUCCCAGCCAACCAGUCAGAGGGUGACCUGCAAUUUGAGUGUAUCCAUUUCAUUUCAGCCGGACUCUAUCAGUUUCAGAUGGUCCUCGAGACAGAAAACAAUAGUUCCAUUAUGUUUAUGAGUGGCCUCCUAAACGUCACCUGGCCAGUAUUUCAUAUUGACUUGAACAGAACAACAAAAGAAACGCUGAGAUCUUUCCAGGUCGGCAUCUUCACCAAUGAACAGUUGUGCUCUGGUUUUCCUGAUCGAGAACCCAAACUUCUACUGGAGGUUGAACACACGCACAGUUUUCAGGAGAUGGAGGAACCAAGUGCUGACAGAUUUAUGUUGUAUAAGACCUACAAGGAGGUCCCAUUGUCCUCCUCUCAGUGGGUAGAGUUUGAGUGUGCAUCUGUACGACCUGAAGCUUUUAUUACAGUGUCCCUUAAACCCAUGCUUUCUGAGUCAGUCAUUGCCUCUAUGGGACCUGUUGACCUUGUCAAGACCUUCAAAUAUAAACUGGUUACCAUAAUGGAAAAAAAAUGUGAUACCUCAAUAGCUAUUUCCAUUAUAGCCCCUCCAUGUAAUUAUGCAGAAGGGAAAAUAACUGUGUACAGAGAGUCGCCCAGGAGCCCGGGUGAAAGUGUCUCUACAUUAACCGAAAGUGCCCUACAAAAAGGAGAGAAGAGUUCUCUCUUCAACUGCUCCUUAUUUGAGAUUGGGAAAAACAAAUAUUGCUUUGAGUUUUUCAUGUCUUCAAGUGGAACUGUGAGUUACUCCACACCCCGAGCCAAGCAGUGUGUAGAGAUCCGGAGAGAAAUAGAGACAUGGAGCCAGUGGCAGCCAUGGAGCUCCUGCAGUGUUACAUGUGGAGAUGGCCACAGAGAGCGGUACAGAAGUUGUCUUUCAUCUUCGCCUGUAAAUGCCCAGUGCAAUGGAAACACCAAGGAGACAUCUCUCUGUUCUCUAGACGACUGCUUAGCCGUGAAACCUUCAAGCAAAUCUACCACAAAUACAAAAGACAACCCCAAAACAAGCAAUACUGUCACUAUCACUGGCAUUUCUGUUUGUCUUUUCAUCAUAUUCAUCACCAUUGUGAUCACAGUGUGGAGAAGGUUCACCAAGGUGGGCAAGUGCAGUUCAACAUCCAGACACGGCUCUUCCCACUCAGCAAGCUGUCGUAAAAACUCAGAUGAGGAGAACAUCUACCAAGUGAGGGAGAGCUUCUCAGAUGCAGGAGAUGGGCCCCAGGAGAUUAUGGAGGAAGAAGUCCAUAUACCCUUAAACUCCUGGCAAAGUACACACGUGCCUGAGGAACAAACAGUGGCAGAGAAUGACUGCCCACAAGCCAAUACUCAGAAGUUAAUACCGCCCAUUUUCAGCUAUCGUCUUGCCCAACAACAGCUAAAAGAAAUGAAGCAAAAAGGUCUGAAAGAGGCCACAAAGGUUUAUCACGUCUCUCAGAACCCAAUGGCAGACACCGCAGUAGAUGUUUCACUGGCUCCUCCUUUGGACCCUGAAAACUUAGAAGAAACUGCAGCUAAUAAGUUUAGGAUACAGUCUCCGUUCUUAGAAGCAAAGAAUAGCCAUAUCCGAAAUACCAAUGAGAGGCGUAGCUCAAGGUCUCUCUUUUCACCAACACAUGGCCCAAGUCAAACACUUCCCAAAAUUUCCCAUGUUAGGAACAGUGAUGCUAAAGGAAAGUAUGACAGAGGCUAUCAAAAAAAUAACUUUCGAAGAACUUCUAGUUUUCAUGAAACCAAACACGUUAAACCCUAUAGAGAAAGAAGUCUGACAUCCCUUUCUCCAAGGCAUACAAUGGUAUAUAACUCAAGGACCAAGAUGUGGGAAAAUGCUACAGUAGAGAGACCUAAUCCUAAACUAAUAAGAUUCGAGAAGAGCCCACAGAAUCUUACCAGAGGCAUCUCUUUCCCUCUUGAUGCCACAGAACAGUCCCCAAAAGGUCAAUAUCUACAGCCAGGGGUAAGUAAACCUGAUUUACUAUGUAGCCGGAUUACUGCUGGUAAACCCAAACCGGAGAGAUCAGAUCAAAACCGAACACGAAAAGGUCAAUCACCAGUAAAGUCUUGGAAGAGGGGUCAGGAUGCUUCACCUUCCCCAAAGGACAAUACCUACCAAUGGAACCAUGCCCACAGUCCAUCACACUACCGGAGAGAGAAAUGCCAGAGUUUUCCUUGGGGUGCAGAUUAUUCCUUUUAUGAUAAUUCCACAUUUGGACUCACAGACGCUGAGCAACAGAUGCUUGACCUACCUGGGUAUUUUGCCUCGAAUGAAGAGGAUGAGACAAGUACCUUAAGCAUUGAAAGACUGGUCCUCUGAUGAUGCGGUCAUGGUCUACACAUCUGCUUUCUUUGUGUACUUUGCACAUUGACGGACAAAGAUGUUGUAUUGUCACAUUGUACUGUAGUGACCAUAAUAAGAAUACAAAGACAACACAUUCAAUCUUAACAACACUGUUGGCAUAUGUUAUAAAGAGCCUGGGGGAAUUUCGCAAACAUUUUGCACCAGUUUUGUUAUGUAAAAAAAAAAGUAUAAAUUAAACCACAUGCCGUUUAUGUGAAUUUAUUGUAUAUCUAUAGGAAAGCUGAAAAUGCACAAGCGCUUUAUCUCCGGCUUUCCUGUAGAGAUAGAUGGAGAGAAGAAAACAAGUGCCAACCAGGCACAAUCAUGCC
Hyla sarda is the source of this 3096-nucleotide messenger RNA. It is a transcript of the gene THSD1, whose product is annotated as thrombospondin type 1 domain containing 1. The record is from RefSeq and is a predicted model, not a curated record. The transcript has 5 exons. Gene Ontology annotation, cellular component: cell periphery. Lineage: Eukaryota; Metazoa; Chordata; Amphibia; Anura; Hylidae. Bases 200 to 2743 code for a protein of 847 amino acids.